AUGCUCUCAACUAUAACAUCUUUCCUCAUCCUUCUGUUCUUUGUUACCACAGUCUCCGCCUAUCCCUUCGAGGAGAACUCCUUUCCUCGUCUCCAGGAUACUUUAGCCACUGGCACCAAACCCGGUGACCCCCCCAAAUUCGGUGGUGGGUAUGACUACGUCGUAGUGGGCGGUGGCACAACCGGGCUCCUAGUAGCCAGUCGGCUAGCAAAGGCAGGAAACUCAGUCGCCGUUAUCGAAAACGGCACAUACCCUACUGGGAAUUUGACUACAGUGCCAGGGUACAAUGAGCAGUGGUUUAGCAGGGUGUUGCCGUCGAAUUGGACGGAUAUGGUGAAUGUGUGGCCUACUGUGCAGCAGGUGGGAGGGGGAGAGCAGCAGCAUAUGAUGGGGAGAAUGCCUUUGUUAUGGUUAUGUCUGAUAGAAUUGCAGAUCGGAGGGAGCCAGGGCUUUACCUUUGUCGAUUACUUCCGCACUACUAAGGGGGCUAUGAAAAGAUGGGCUGACGAAACUGGCGAUGAUUCCUGGACUUGGGAGAAUGUCCAGCAAUACUAUAAAAAGUCAUUCAAAUUCACACCACCGAACAAUACCGCAAGACCAUCGAAUGCCACACCGGACUAUGAGUCAAGUCAAAUCGUUGGUUCUACGCCUGGGCCACUAGAACUCACCUUCCCCAAAUAUGCCCAGGCAUUUGGUAGCUGGGUUAAACUUGGUCUCAACGAAUUAAAAGCUGGUAUCAAUCGAGUCUUUGUCGAGGGCGAUAUCAAAGGUGCCAGUUGGAUCUUAAAUAUGAUCGAUUCGCAAACGGGCAAUCGCGCCACAACAUAUACAGCUUUCUUGGAACCAACACAGAAAGAUGACACGUCGAAGAUUGACGUGUAUGUGGAGACGCUGGCCGAGAGAACUUUGUCAAACACUCCCCCUGGCAGCGACCCCGUAACCAUCGGAGUCUUAGUGAAACGGUGGGGCAUGAGAUUUCCGAUAUUCGCAGGGAAAGAAGUAAUCCUAGCUGGAGGACCCAUACUUACUCCUCAAUUUCUCAUGGUGUCUGGUAUCGGUCCUCAGGAUCACCUGCAGGAGAUGAACAUUACAGUCCUAGCUAAUAGACCGGGAGUCGGCCAGAACUACAACGAUCAUAUUCUCUUCGGCGUCAAGCACGCAGUACAAGUGGAGACAACAUCGGUGCUCCUCAACGAUACCAGGAAGUGGCAAGAGUGCGAAAGAUUCAAAGCUCACGCAAAUGGCAUGCUGGCCGAUCCGGGCCCGGAUUUCGCCGCCUUUGUCGAUUACCCGGAAGAUAUUCGCCAAAACCUGUCUGCCCAGACUAAAUCAGGUAAUUUGUGGCCUUGUGUCUCUCGUGGUUCCGUUGUGCCUAAUAAUAUGAUUCUAGAUCUCUCCCAAUUCCCCUCUGACUGGCCAGAUAUCGGUAUCGUAUCUUCUCCACUCGGCGUCAAUGGCGACGGCAAUCACAACUAUGCAGACCUCGUCUGCAUCCCUAUGAAGCCCAUAUCCAAGGGAACUAUUAAACUCAGAUCUAAGUCCAUGGAUGAUAAGCCUGUGCUGGAUCCGCAAUGGCUUAAAUCUCCGACAGACAUGGAUACUGCCGUCGCCGGUCUGCAGUACCUUCUGCGCCUCUAUGGAACGAACAGCAUGAAGCCCAUCUUAAAUGCCUCGGGUAAACCUAUCGAUCUAGAAAGUUCUAACAAGGACGACCUCAUUAAGUAUGUGAAAAACAACUAUCGAACGUUGAAUCACCAAUCUGCAUCGUGCCGAAUGGGAAAGCGAGACGAUCCUAUGGCCGUGGUGGAUAGUAAGGGCAAGGUAAUCGGAGUUGAUAGAUUGAGAAUUGCUGACCCGUCCGCCUGGCCUUUCUUGCCAGCGGGAUUUCCGUUAGGCACUGCCUAUAUGUUUGCGGAGAAGAUAGCCGAUAACAUCCUCAGUGAUCAUGGAAGUGACAAGGAUGAGGAUGAGGAUGAGCUGCGAGUGGAACUCUAG
Messenger RNA from Aspergillus niger, 1995 nucleotides. RefSeq lists its product as uncharacterized. The transcript is spliced from 5 exons. NCBI's taxonomy places the organism in Eukaryota, Fungi, Ascomycota, Eurotiomycetes, Eurotiales, Aspergillaceae. The coding region runs from base 1 to 1995 and encodes 664 amino acids. Gene Ontology annotation, molecular function: flavin adenine dinucleotide binding; oxidoreductase activity, acting on CH-OH group of donors. The record is from RefSeq and is a predicted model, not a curated record. Gene Ontology annotation, biological process: secondary metabolite biosynthetic process.